AUGAUAAAAUAUUCUGCAGUUAACACAGACGAAGAGGAAGCAAUACCAAAUUCUACAAUAACAAGUGAUGGAGAUUCUUUGGAGCAGUUACCACUUUUAGGUGAAAGUAUAACCAUUCAAGAUGAAGUUACUGAUGGCCAUCCAAUUGCGUCAGUUGGUCUUGUUGUUGGAAGUGUGGUAAUACUUUACGCAGGCUUUACUUCUUGUUUGGGUUUAUAUUUUUUGUCAAGGGUAGCAACCCAUACAAAUGGUCGUAAUGCAUCGUUUUUUGCAGUAUCACAAUUAACCUAUGCAUCAGUUGGCAUAUUUUUUGAUUUGGCCAUAGCAAUCAAAUGUUUUGGAGUAUCAAUUUCAUAUCUCAUGAUUACUGGUGAUUUGAUGCCAGAAGUGGUUAAAUUUUUACUGGAUAAAACAGCUUCAAGCCACUUUCCUUGGUUGACAGAUAGAACUUUUUGGAUAUCGGUCGCGAUGAUUUUCAUUGUGCCAUUGUCAUUCUUAAAAAGAUUGGAUUCGUUGAAGCACACAAGUUCAAUAGCUUUGAUUGCUGUUGUCUAUUUGAUUUUCAUUGUCAUUUAUUACUAUUUUGCUCCAGAUUAUGACCCACCACCAAAAGACAAAAUACAUUUUGUUAAUUUGUCGAGUAAAUUUUUUUCAAAUUUACCAAUAUUUAUAUUUUCAUUUACUUGUCAUCAAAAUCUUUUUACCAUUUAUAAUGAGCUUGAGUUCAAUAAUCAAAGAAAUAUUAAUAGUGUUAUUACCACUGCUAUUGGAACAUCAGCAAUUGUUUAUCAAAUAAUUGGAAUAUUUGGUUAUCUAAGUUUUGGUGAUGAUGUCUUACCAAACAUAAUAUCAGAAUAUAAUGCAGGUUUAAUAGUAACAAUUGGUAGGAUAGCGAUCGUGAUAUUGGUAAUAUUUUCGUAUCCACUUCAAGCGCAUCCUGCUAGAGCAUGUCUGGAUAAAGUUUUAACUUUUCGAUCAAGAACUACUUCAACAUCACCAACUCUAUCAGAUAAUAAUAAUAAUCGUAAGAUUGAUGACGAUUUAUUAACGAAAGUUAAAUAUAUAUUUUUAACAUCCGGAAUUUUAAUUUCAAGCUAUACGAUUGCAAUUUCCGUAACAAAAUUGGAUUUGGUAUUUGCAUUCGUUGGAUCAACAGGAUCCACAACAAUCUCAUUUAUAUUACCUGGUAUAUUUUAUUAUAAAAUCCAUCAGAAUGAUCCAUGGGAUAGAUAUAAGAUUGGUGCAGCAUUACUGGCCCUCUAUGGAUCCUUGGUGAUGAUUAUUUGUUUAACAUUAAAUGUAGAACGUGUUUCCGCUUAA
This is a messenger RNA of Entrophospora candida, 1320 nucleotides long. The record is from the annotation of a GenBank genome assembly. NCBI's taxonomy places the organism in Eukaryota, Fungi, Glomeromycota, Glomeromycetes, Entrophosporales, Entrophosporaceae.